This is a messenger RNA of Aphidius gifuensis, 720 nucleotides long. RefSeq lists its product as uncharacterized. The coding region runs from base 379 to 720 and encodes 113 amino acids. The record is from RefSeq and is a predicted model, not a curated record. NCBI's taxonomy places the organism in Eukaryota, Metazoa, Arthropoda, Insecta, Hymenoptera, Braconidae. The transcript has 3 exons.
AGAAUAUAAGACAGUCGUCAUCUGACAUUUGAUAUAUCGAAGUGGACAAUCGAUUCUAAUUUAACUUCACUCUCUACAGUCAACAUCGCCAUCAUCAUCAUCUCCAACGGCACGAUCACAAAUACCAAAACUCCAAAAGUAAUACAAAAGAUUAUUUACCACUACAAUCAACUACAAUUAUAAAUCAAUGAUAAAAAUAUAAAAACCCAAUAAAACAACACACAAACUGUGAAUUUAAUUACCUUUUUUUAUUUUUAUAACUCAAUGUUGCAUUUAAUUUUUUUGUGAUUGAUUAGUUAUAUUGUUUUUAUUAACAAAAUCAAAUAAUUCCCCAUCAACAAUAAUCAAAACAAAACGAAAAAAAAAAUAACAAGGGUAAUGACAACUCUGAUCUUUGGAAUUGGUAUUGGAUUGUUCAUUUUAAUAUCAAUUUGGUUAUUAGCUGGUUUGAUAUUUUCAAUAUCAUCAAGAACUGAUAAAAAAUUUGGAUUUAUUGCUAUUGCAAUUGCUACAUUAUUAACAUUUAUAUUAAUUUGUUUACCUAAAAAUUCGGAGCAUCCAAAUAUUAAAGAAGAAAAGCUUUAUGAUCAUUAUUUUAUUUUACGAAUUUCUCUGGUUGUUUUACUUGCUGCAUCAUCAGUAAUUGCAGCUGUUGGGUAUGUCAAUUAUGCUUUGAUGGAAACAAAAAAACCCCAAAGAAUAACAACUUGGAUUCAUUAA